GACGUACUUGUCAAUCCAGUUAUUGUUGCCGGCCCAUACAUAGCAAGAUUGUGUGUGGACGUAAACUAUCUGGAUUUUCAUGGAUCACGCAGUUUAACACUGUGUAUCACCCCGUGACCUGGUUGCCAUAGAGCCAGUCGGACCAUGGCCGGCGGUGUGGGGGAGAGCCAGCUUCAGAGGAUUAUCAGAGAUCUGCAUGAUGCUGUUGCUGAGCUCACUAAAGAGUACAGGGAGAAUAGGGAGCCAAUCACAGAUGAUAGUCCCAAUCUGCAGAAAUUCUCCUACAAACUGGAGUACCUUCUACAGUUUGACCAGAAGGAGAAGACAACAUUUCUUGGCACCAGAAAAGACUACUGGGAUUAUUUCAGCGACUGUCUGGCCAAGAUCAAAGGAGCCAACGAUGGUAUCCGCUUUGUCAAAUCCAUCCCUGAGCUGAAGACUUCUCUGGGGAAAGGCAGGGCUUUCAUUCGUUACUCCCUGGUGCACCAGCGACUGGCCGACACGCUGCAGCAGUGCCUGAUGAACCAAAGGGUGACCAGUGACUGGUACUAUGCUCGCAGCCCCUUGCUGAAAUCCCACCUCAGUGUUGACAUUGUAAGUCACCUGUAUGAGCUCAACGAGAUCCAGUUUGACGUGGCUUCCAGGGGUCAUGACCUUGACUCGUCCUGGCCCACCUUUGCACGGAGGACACUGGGCAUGCCCAACUCACCUGGCCACAUGUGGAAACCACCCAGUCGCAGCUCCAGCAUUAACAGCCUGGCCAGCACAUACUCACAGCACGCUCAUGAGUUCCCCGGCAGUCCUGAGUACGGCCCGGGCAUGCUGAGCGAGCUGAACGAGUCGCUGCCUUCCGGCGUGGAGGUGAGCAUGUUGGACGAGCUCCGCCUGGAGCUGGACCAGUCAGAGCUGAAGCAGCGGGAGCUCCAGGACAGGGUGCGCCUGAUGGGGGAGGAGGGUGCUGAGCUCAAAGGCGUGGUGGUGGAGCUCCAGAGGCAGCUGGAUGUGUCGCUGACCGCACAGGAGGAACAGCAGGGUAUGCAAGGGACCCUGAAAGCCCUGGAGAGGCGUGAGGAGGCCUUGUCCCACGAGCUGGAGACCCUGAGGGCUGGGGAGAGGGCCAGGGAAGCAGAACAGCGCCACCUCCAGGAGAAGCUGGUGGCCGCAGAGGGGAAGAACGUAGAACUAAUGGCCAAGCUGGACGGUGUGUUGGAUGAGAAGGGCCAGCAGGUGACCAGCUAUUUUGACUCAGCACAGAAGAUCCACGAGCUGCUGGACAGACUGAAGGAGGCAGAGGGGGGGAAGAUAGAGGCUCUGGCAGAGGGAGAGGAUAGGAGGCGGCAGGCCGAGAAGCUGGCAAAUGAGCUAAGGGUCAAGGAGGUGGCAGCAAAGGAGGAUGAGGCCAAGCUGGAGGCGCUGUCAAAGUCUGCUGCAGAGGAGAAGUCUAAGUUCGCAGAGUGUGCAGAGGAGCAGUGUAUAGCCAUUGACAAGCUGCAGGGGGCAUUGACUUUGAGGGAGAAGGAGGCCAGCAACCUGCAGAGGCAGCUGCAUGACCUCCAGAGUGCUCUGGAAGAAAGGGAGAUACAGGCCGAGGAGGCCAGGGACAGGGCGCAGGAAGAGAAAGAGGAGAUCCAGGGAAGCAUGGGCAAUCUGAAAGAAGCCUUGGAGGUGGAACUCCUCUACCUGAAGAAGCAGUUGAAGACCAGAGAGGCGGAGCUGCUCUCCAGCACCCAGAAGCUCCAGCACCUGGAGGUCCAGAGCCAUAGCCUGACCACAGAGCGCGAUGGCCUGAGCACCAACCUCUCAGAACUGGAGUCCAGCGUCAGGGAGCAAGCCAAUAGGAUCGAGGAGUACAAGACCCAGUGCACCAACCUGAUGGAGCUGAACGGGAAGUUGCUGGGCACAGUGAAGAGGAAUGAGGAGCUGAAGAAGGAGCUGGCAGAAAGCCGGGUAGCCCUUGAGGGUGAGGUGGCUGCUCUGAGGGCCUCUGACAAGCAGUUGAGGAGCCAGCUGGACGACGCCAAAGUGACUGUGGAUGAGAAGGACAGGAGGCUGCGUGAGGAGAACCGGGCCUUGGACGAGAGUCUGCAGAGGGCAGCCAUGGCUGCCGAGGUGUCAGACGCCGCCGGCAAACGGCUGGAGCAGGAGAACCUAGGCCUGAGGGAGGAGCAGGCCACAGUGAGGGCGGCCCUGAGCUCCAUGCAGGAUGAGCUGAAGGCCAUCCAUGGGCAGAUCGGAGAGCUGGAGAAGAGCUUGGGUCGGUCCCGCCGGAGUGAGGCCAGCCUGCAGGAGCAGCUCAAAGACCGGCAGGCACAGCUCGAGAACAAGGAGAAGGGCUGUGUAGAGCUCCAGGCCAGGGUGGAGGCCCUAGAGGCCAGGGGUAGGGCACUGGAGAAGGCUAAGACAGAUGCAGAAAAGGCCUGCGCCAAAAAGACAAAGCUGAUAGAGAGGGUCACCACCGAGAAGCAAACGGUGGAGAGAACCCAGCUAGUGAGGAGCUCUGCCCAGGCCAAGGAGAGCCAGGAGAUAACCGCCAAAAUGACCAUGGUAGAGGGCCAGCUGGAGGUGAACAUGAAGGAAGUGACCAGGCUCCAGGCAGAAGUGUUGGAUCUGAGGGUGCAGCUGAACACCUCUGCGGAGGACAGGAUGAGGAGCCAGGCCCAGCUGGAGGUGACGGAGGCCCAGAGAGACGAACUCAGGACCCUAACGGAGCAGCUUAAAGCCCAGACCGAGGCACUCAACCAGAGGCACGUAGCCGAGCUCCUGCAGUGCAAUGAGAGGGAAGAGGCACUGAGCAGGGAGCGUGACCGGGUGGAGGCAGCCACCAGGGCAGAAUUGGCUGCCGCUGAGGCCUCCGCUAGAGGAGAGCUGGCCACACUCAAGACCCAGAACGAGAGGCUGGCCAUGGAGAAUGCUGAGACACGCGAGAGCCUCCACCGGGCCAAUACAGAGAUGGCAGAGCUUGGGAUGACCAUAUGUAGACUGACGGCAGAAAGGGAGGAGGCCAAGGAAGGCUGGGCGGGGGAGGCAGGCAGGAUAGGGGAGCUAGAAGAGCGGACGUCCAGGGAGGUGGAGCGGCAGGAGGCUUGCAUGGCCGCCCUUCGCCAGGAGAACGCCAGCCUGAGAGAGGAGCUGAGGAUGAUGGAGAACCUUCCGGCAGCCAUGCUGGAACUCCAGGAGAAGCUGGAGAAGGCGGAGGGCCAGGUGAGGAGCCUCAAAGACUCAAGUCGGGAGGAGAUGGAGGCGGUCAAAUUCCAGAUGAGCUCCGAGAGCAUGAAUCAUCAGAACCAGAUCAAGAGUGUGAAUGAUGAGCUGGGGAAACUGAGAGUCCAGCUGCCAAAAGAGCAGGAAAAGGUGUCCGGUCUGGAGGCCAAAGUCUCAGAGUUAGAGGGGGUGAAUGAGGAGUACUCACGGCUGAUUGGAGAGAAGGAUGCUCACAUCACAAAGUCCGAAGCAGCCAUUUGUCAGAGUGAGGGAGAGAUUCAGCACCUAAGAGACUCUGUCACCAGUGCUGAGGAGGCUCUCUCAACGGUCCAGGCGGUGUGUGAGGAGCUAAAGCAGAAACUGGAGCAGGCCGAGGUGGACAAACGUAGUUAUUACCUUAGGACGACCGCAGAGAUCGACGACCUAUACCGAACCAAGAGCACCCUGGAGGAGCGCCUCAUCGAACUUAUCAAGGAUAAGGAUGUUCUGUGGCAGAAAUCGGACGCUCUGGAGUUUGAGCAGAAGCUGUGGGCAGAGGAGCGGUUGUUGCAGGACAAGGAGACCACCCACUGCCUGGGCUGCCAGGCCCAUUUCACCUGGUGGUUACGCCGACAUAACUGCAGGCUGUGUGGACGUGUCUUCUGCUACUACUGUAGUAACAACUUUGUGAUGACCAAGCACAGUGGGAAGAAGGAGCGUUGCUGCAGGGAGUGUUACUCCCAGCACAGCGCCGUGGUGGAGAGGUUCACCGAGGGUGAGCUGAGCCCCUCCGAUACCCAGCCACCUCCCCUCAGUUUUGGGCCUCACUCACCCCCCGAACCAGCCCCCUACAAACCCACUCCCAGGGUUAAAGUGUCGGACCCCAGUGCCAAGUCUGAUGACGCGGCCUAUGACAUCAUCACGCAGGAGGAAGUGAAUGGGACCUACGACAGUGACUCACUGUCCCAAACAACAGGCGGUUCACUGGAGGGAGAACAGGACACACGGCCACUGGGGGCGCUAGACAUAGGCACAGGAGCAGUGUCCCCAGACGACCCGGAAGAGAAUGUACCCACUGUGCAGGACACAGAGAUCACCCUUCUCAAGUCUGGAGAAGUCACGCUGGUUGUCCCUCUCAGCAUCGAAGACAUCUCUCAGUUUGGCGAUGGCUCCCGAGAGCUCUUUGUCAAGUCCAGUUGCUACAGCGUGAUCAACAUCGCCGUGGUCGAUUGUGGGCCUACCGUGAGUUGGGUGUUCUCCUCGGAGCCCAAGAGCAUCUCUUUCAGCGUGGUGUACCGUGAGACCACCGAUGUCCCGGUGGAACAGUCCAAGGUGCUGAUUCCUCUGACUCGCUGUAACUCUCACAAAGAGACCAUCCAAGGCCAGCUGAAAGUCAGGAACCCUGGUCUCUACACUCUCAUCUUUGACAACUCCUUCUCAAGGUUCAUCUCAAAGAAAGUCCUCUACCACUUGACAAUCGAGAAGACGAUUAUAUACGAUGGGAGUGACUUCUAAGUCUGGAUAAUGGAUACUUACGCAGGGUGGAGGUUAUAGUUUUUUUUCAAAUGCGUAUUUGUUUCUGGAUGCCCCACCAAGUACACUAUUUUAUGUUUGGUUUUGCUCUUAUAUAUAUAUUUAAAAAAAAAAGUUUUUGUUGGAUCCCUAUAUUUUUAACACUAAUGUUUUUAUGUUUUGAGUGUGUUGGUCAUGUUUUAGUUAGAGCACUACAGACAUGGUGGUUGUUUUGAACUAAUGGACUCUUCACAUAGAGUAUGUGGUGAAACAAACGUACAGAUGUAGGGUCUUAAUUUGAUUACCCUCUUGCAGGAGAACUUUCAUGAAAUGUAAAACCUGUUGUGUAUUUGAGGCUUAAAGAGGCUUCUAAAGUUUGUUGUUUCCACUUUUACAUUUCAGACUUGAUUUUCCCUUACAAAAAUCUAUCAAACCCUAAAGAAAUGCCAAUUAAUUAUAAUUCACAUUUUCUGUUGCUGCAGGAUUAUUUUCCUGCUGUAGCAAACGGGGUCCAAAUUUAGAUCCUACAUCUGUAGGAAAACCAGGAAUUCAAAACUUAACCACAGGUGAAGAGUUAAAAGGGUAGCCUUAUGAGUUCACUACAUGGUCUUGUUAAACAGAGAUAGAGAGGUUAUUGCGUACACAUUUAUACAAUGUUAUUAGCUAUGAUUGUUUUCUAUCAUGGACUAACACAGUGUCCACAAGUAAGAUGACACUUAUUGAGCAACUGCUCACAUUGUAAUCACACAAUACAGAGGACAAUACUGAACAAAAUAGCAUAUUUUUCAUGCUACAAAAACAUGAAUAAUGUUAAUAAAACAAGUACAGCUAGACUACAUUAUGUUUAGGAGGAGGCAGUUACUUUGUGUCAUCCUCAAAUGCUGCCAGGCUGAAGGGAAGAUAAUUGUGUGGGGGGAAAAUGGGCACUAAGUAAUACAAGAGAUUGAAAGCUUUGCUACCAAUUGCUUGUGUCUGUGGGAGCUUUUGAAGCCUUCUGUUUAAACGAAUUGAACUCAGACUCAUGGGUUAUACACUAUAGAGGAACUCUCUUCGACCGUUAAUAGGCUUUCCUCAAGUUUUUCCAUAGUUUCAAGAUUUCAAAUGAAAGACUGCAAUAUUUAUUUGAAUGUAAAAAGCACGUGGGGAGCAUUUAUAUCCCAAAAGGAUCGUUUUUAAGAAAUCAAUUUUCAAAUGGUUUUGAUGCAAAAUAAUGUUUAAUGAUAAUUUCAUUAAGAUAACUGCAACAUAAUAAUUUGGUUGUAUUGCUUCAAUAUUAUACAGCACACUAUCAACUAACAUGAUCUAUUACUGUGACCUAUAAGAACAAUGUCACUUACUGACAAAGCAAGUGCCAACUUUUGCCUAUAGGAGAUAAGUUCCCCUUCAACAUAGUUUUGAAUUAUGUUUUGAUUACAAAAGACACAUAUAAAAUUGCACUUUAAAGAAAAAAAAUUACGAUUUUCCAAGUGUGGAUUUACACGUGUUUUGCAUAGCCAGUUCUUGCUAUAGUCCGCAUCUUUGAGAAUACACUGCUGUGCCCAGGGCUUAUACUCUUUUGUGUUUAGGCUAUCCUCCCUGAGCACCUCAAGGCAUAGUGUAGUGUACCACGGCAAGCUUAUGUUUGUGUAAGGUCUCUUUGGAUAAGAUCUGGAUUGAGCAUAACAGCAGGCCUAUAGAUUAUAUACCAUCAUAGGAAUAUGAUUUCGUUAUGUUUCGUUAUAAGGGAUUUUAGUAUUUUGUUAUAGCCAUACAUUUUAGAUACCGUGUAUAAAUAGGACAUCUGUUUUUUUGUUCUUGUAAGGAUCAUAAGUGUUGAUAUUUUCCUUUGUAUGUAUUAUAGUAUCUGAAAGCAAUAAGGAAUGACAUCUCAGUCAUACCAUCAGUCAAGGAGGCGACCAAUGUUCUUCACUAAUGAAGCCAGCUCUGGGGUGAAUUUUCCUUUAGUACAGAUCUAGGAUGAGCUUCCCCUCCACCAGUCAUAACCUUAACCCUUAGUGAGGAAAAUUUCAACACUGACCCAAGAUCAGAUUCUAGGGGCAACUUCACCCUACCUACACCAAUGGGGCUCAGUAACUACAUCGAAUGCUGCUUUUACAGAGAACUGUUUUCCAUUUUUAUUGGGAGCUUUUCUUUUGUAUUUUAUAAGUGGUCUAAAUGUGUGCGAUUUGUAUACAAAGCCUCAUAUUUUCUCUACAGUUUUGCACUUUUGGAUUGAAUUUAGCAAUAAUAAUGAUUUACAAUGUCACAAGGAAUAGUAUUUUGAUAGUACUUUCUGGUGUUUGUAAAAGUGAUUGUGCAGGGAAAAAUAUCCUAUCUUUUUUAACAAACUGAGGGCUUUCAAGUCUGCCACCAGCAUCAUGUGACUUCAGUGAAAUCCACAUGACCCUAUUCUUUAUCUAUGCAGUCACUAUGAUGUAAAAACAUGUACAGUUCAACUUAAAAAUAAAGUUUGUUAAUGAUGUCACUCUCUUCCUCCUCCUAACUCCUCACACCUGUUCCAGGUUGGAAGUCUUUAGCCCUGUUUAUAUCUGGUGCUGGUAUCUGGUGCUAACAUGCACUGGGUAUAACAUGCAUCUUGUCCACAUUCUGAUUGGGCUCACAGUUUUAGACAGAAGUAUUCAAUUAAGAUAUGCAUUGUGAUCUGAUUGUGAUCAGAUCUUCCUUACCACCUCCAGAGGAUCCAUUGUAUCUUGUCGUUUGGAACUAGACUUGGCGCUCCGGUACCCCUACCUACAUGGAAUCAUAGACUAUCGUAUCCACGCAGCUUGGGGGCAGCCGUGACAACAAGAUGAGGCGAAAAUGUGCAUUGAUGUGUGCGCCGGAGCUACCAGGCCAUUAGUGAAUUAAGUGCGCAUUGUGCUUUAAUGUUAAUGUAUGUAUUGACUUCUAAGAUUAAAAUAAAGAGGAAAAUCAACUGUGUA
This is a messenger RNA of Oncorhynchus mykiss (rainbow trout), 7613 nucleotides long. RefSeq names its product FYVE and coiled-coil domain-containing protein 1. NCBI's taxonomy places the organism in Eukaryota, Metazoa, Chordata, Actinopteri, Salmoniformes, Salmonidae. Gene Ontology annotation, biological process: positive regulation of autophagosome maturation; plus-end-directed vesicle transport along microtubule. Gene Ontology annotation, molecular function: metal ion binding. The record is from RefSeq and is a predicted model, not a curated record. Gene Ontology annotation, cellular component: autophagosome; late endosome; lysosome.